AUGCCCGACCCCAAUCUCGCCUCCAUGGCGAAGAUCGCUCGUCACGAUGACGUCUACCCCCCCGCCGAGGACUCCUUCCUCCUCGUCGACGCCCUGAGCUCGCUGUGGAACACCUCGCUGCGAGCGCGCAAACCUUCGCUGUGCGUGGAGAUCGGUACCGGGAGCGGCUACGUCGCGUGCUCCAACGCCCUGCUCGCCCGAGGGCACGGAUGCGGGGAAAUCACCACGACGCGGGCGUCCGACGUGAACGCGCGAGCGGUGGAGACGUGCGCGGCGACGCUGCGAGCGCACGGCGUGGACGCGCGCGCGUGCGUCGUCGCGCGAGGGGAUUUAUUAGAGCCGCAUCGCGACGCGAUCGAGGCGCGAGGAGGCAUCGAUGUCCUGCUGUUUAAUCCACCGUACGUGGUGACGCCGAGCGAGGAGGUGGGACGAGACGGAAUCGCCAGCGCGUGGGCCGGCGGCGUCGACGGGCGAGAGGUGUUGGACCGGUUGUUACCAGACGUGCGCGACGCCCUGGCGCCGGGAGGGAUAUUUUUGUGCGUCCUCAUCGAGCAGAAUAAGCCGCGAGAGAUUAUGGCGAUGAUGGAGGCGAUGGGUCUGCGAAGCGCCAUCGUCAGCGAGUGUCGAGCGGAUGAGGAGAGGCUCUACGUCAUGCGUUGCGAUAAACCGCGCUGA
Ostreococcus tauri is the source of this 675-nucleotide messenger RNA. RefSeq names its product Eukaryotic/archaeal PrmC-related. The transcript has a single exon. Gene Ontology annotation, molecular function: S-adenosylmethionine-dependent methyltransferase activity; protein methyltransferase activity. The record is from RefSeq and is a predicted model, not a curated record. Bases 1 to 675 code for a protein of 224 amino acids. Lineage: Eukaryota; Viridiplantae; Chlorophyta; Mamiellophyceae; Mamiellales; Bathycoccaceae. Gene Ontology annotation, cellular component: eRF1 methyltransferase complex.